UAACAACUUCAGACUUUAUUUGCAAAUCAGCAAGAAAAUCGAAAUCUUAAGAAAACUCAUUCAUCAUGAAAUCCUUCAUUGCAUUGUUUGCCAUGGCUUUGUUCGUCUCAGCUGUUGUUGCUGAUGAAGAUGUGAAAAAGACGGAAAAACGUGGAAUUUAUUCCACCGGAUUAGGAUAUGGCGGAUAUGGAGGGUAUGGUGGUGGAUAUGGAGGGUAUGGUGGAUACAGCUCGGGUCUUUACAGCCCAGGCGUUUACAGCAGCCCAACAGUCUAUAGCAGCCCAAGCCUUUACAGCAGCCCACUUUAUAGCGGAUAUUCUUCAGUCUCAGUUCACCCUUCAUAUGGCUACAGCAGUGGAUACAGCAGUGGUUACCCAUACGCAUACAAAAGCUAUGGUGGACUUAGUGGUGGCUUGGGAGGUUCUUACUUGGGAGGUUCAUACUUGGGAGGUUCUUACUUGGGAAGUUCUCAUGGAUCCUAUCUCGGUUCUCCAUAUUAUGGUGGCCUGUACCAUUAAAACUUUAAAAUCGUCCAAAUUUCAACCUUUCCCACGCAUCGUCUUCUGUACUAUGUGACUCAAACGUAAUUUUUUGUACCUAAAAACUCGUUUCCUUCAUCAUGUUCAUUUAAUCGUUAUUUUAUUACAUUUCUUUUUUGUAAAUAUCUUAAAUGAUCAGAAUAAAAUUGUAUCCUUAACUAUCCAUAAAAAAUAA
Clunio marinus is the source of this 714-nucleotide messenger RNA. NCBI's taxonomy places the organism in Eukaryota, Metazoa, Arthropoda, Insecta, Diptera, Chironomidae. The record is from the annotation of a GenBank genome assembly.